GGGCUCUGAGCUGCUCCUGAAGUGUUGUGAUUUCAGUCUGGCUCCAGUCUUGUCACAGUAGUGAGGGGCGCCUUUUCGCUCUGCUCUGGCGCUCUGGGAUUACUAACCGUUUACCGAAGAAACUAACGCAAGCUAAAACUAACAACUCUGCCUUCUUCACCGCGACUUUACCGCUUCAGUAUCUUCUCUGAGAGACAACGACGGCUAUUUCUUUCCACACUGGACGUAAGGAAACAAAGACACACUGACAGCUGCUGUCUUAACCAGCCUGCACCAACCUGCUAUACUUACCUGCUUGGUGGAUCGCUGUUUGAAAGAUAAGGAAGUUUGUUGAAGACCUGAAGACUUUCCUAGAGGUAGAACCUCAAAAGGGGGUUUCAACCCCUGACACCCCACUAACCGCCCCAUCUUCAAAACCCCGCCUCCAAGACCCCGCCCUGCUGAGGUCACUUCCUGAGAGAAGUGCGAGGGGCUAAAGACUAGUGGAUCGUUGGACGUGACAAAACCUCUCUGUGGGAGGUGAAUCUGCUGUGGGCCAUGUGUUUCUGCUGAGGUCUCAUCUUCUGCCAAAAUGAGGCUGACGCCUGGCUCGCCUCGACCCGUCCUGCCGGCCAUCCUGGCUCUCACCUUAGCCGCCUUCUUACCUCCGCUGUCCUCAGGAGCCACGCCGUUCCCCCAAGACCUGGAACCAAUCAGCAUCGUGGGCAGAGAAUCCUCCUACCUCUAUCCCAGCUUCCAGGGACUCAUGUCGGACAAUGACACCGUCCGCCUGGGCCUGGACUUCCAGAGGAUGCUGAGGAUCAACCGCAUGCUCUACAUCGCUGCCCGGGACCAUGUGUUUGCCAUCAAUCUCGCCACUUCAUCUGAGCAGAUAAUCCCACAGCAGAAACUGACUUGGAAGACGAAGGAUGUGGAGAAGUGCACUGUGAGAGGCAAAAACAGCGACGAAUGUUACAACUAUAUCAAAGUGCUGGUGCCACGUAAUGACGAGACGCUUUUCGCCUGCGGCACCAACGCCUUCAACCCCACCUGCCGUAACUACAAGAUGUCCACGCUGGAGCAGGAAGGGGAGGAGGUGGUGGGACAGGCUCGAUGCCCCUUUGAGUCCCGCCAGUCCAACGUCGGCCUUUUUGCAGGUGGUGAUUUCUACUCGGCCACCAUGACAGACUUCCUGGCGAGCGAUGCCGUGAUUUACAGAAGUCUGGGAGAAAGUAGCCCUGUUCUGCGUACAGUCAAGUACGACUCCAAAUGGCUGCGAGAGCCCCAUUUCCUCCACGCUAUUGAGUACGGGAACUAUGUGUACUUCUUCUUCAGCGAGAUCGCAGUGGAGUACACCACUCUUGGCAAGGUGGUUUUCUCCAGAGUCGCACGUGUUUGUAAGAAUGACAACGGCGGUUCGCCGAGGGUGCUGGAACGUUACUGGACUUCGUUCCUCAAAGCGCGGCUGAACUGCUCCGUCCCGGGCGACUCCUUUUUCUACUUUGAUGUCCUGCAGUCGCUGACAAACGUGUUGCAGAUCAACCACCGGCCGGCCGUGCUCGGCGUCUUCACCACACAGGCAAACAGCAUCACCGGCUCAGCGGUCUGUGCGUUCUACAUGGACGACAUAGAGAAGGCCUUCAGUGGCAAAUUCAAAGAGCAGAGGAACAGUGAGACAGCGUGGACACCUGUUCCGGAGGAACAAGUCCCCACACCAAGGCCGGGAUGCUGCGCCGGGGAGGGCUCAGCGGCUGCCUACAAGUCGUCCACCAGCUUCCCUGAUGACACCCUGACUUUUAUCAAGUCUUACCCGCUCAUGGACGAGUCCGUCCCCUCGGUCAACGACAGGCCCUACUUCACCCGGACCACCAGCAGAUUCAAGUUGACCCAGAUAGCAGUGGACACGUCUGCUGGGCCGUAUAAGAACUACACCGUGGUUUUUCUGGGCUCAGACAACGGCCAUGUGCUGAAGAUCCUGGCCAGCACCGAGGGAGCCAACGCAUCCUUCAGCACCCGACUCCUGGAGGACAUCGACGUCUACAACCCUAACAAAUGUAACGUGCAGGGAGAGGACCGGAGGGUGCUGGGUCUGGAGUUGGAUCGGGAUCAUCAUGCGUUGUUUGUGGCAUUCUCCGGCUGUGUGAUCCGAGUGCCGCUGAGCCGCUGCUCUGACUACAGCACCUGCAAGAAAAGCUGUCUGUCUUCACGGGACCCUUACUGCAUUUGGCUCAAGUCUGGCAGCUGUGCCACAAUCUCACCUGGCUUCAAAGGCGGCUUUGAACAGGAUGUGGAGAACGGUUACCGUCAGCAUGCUGAUACUUGCCACGAUGUUCUGGCGACCACUCGCAAGCACAACCCGGCUCUGGAUUCAGCGUAUGGGAAGACCACACCCACAAGCGCCAGCACAACCUAUCAUGGGGCGGCAUUCCCAAAGGAGGCAGGUGACCCUGAAAGAGGUACAGGUCCUGAUGGCCCUCCCCCUGUGGGGGAACAAGGGUCACCUGACUCGGAGCCAAUCAGUGUGGAGAUGGAGGGUGUGAGGCGGCCACCAGAGCUGGAGAAGACCAAUCACAGUGUCCAUUAUACUUUGCUGAUUGCUUGUGUUUUGGUGGCCUUCGUCCUUGGCGCCUUCCUCUCUGGCUUCCUUGUCUCCUGCUACUGUAACCACACCGGCCACAAGACUAAGAAGUUGUCGAAAGAUCCCGAGGCCCCCAUCCCGCACGCCCUGUCCCUCCGCAGCCUGGCCAAGCUCAAUGGCCUCCUGGACAGCCAGAGCAAAGAUGACAAGAUGGAGGUGUCAUCUCCAAAGAUCUACAACUCUUUCUUCGCCAACAGCAAGGAGCAUCACCCACCAAGGAGAAACGGCCAUCACGCAAUGACAAUGGGAGACCUGGUCCACCACCAACACCACCUCCACCAUUCCUCAGAGCUAUCUGGUCUGCCAACACCAGACUCAACCCCAGAACUGCCCAUCAAGAGCAUGAAAGCCUUCAAGAACCAAUGGGAGAAGAACCAGAAUUGCAACAAUGCCAAGGAAGCAAAGUCCCACAACACUGGCUCCAGGCCCAGCUCAGCCCUGCUUCACCAGCAGGUCUUCCCGUACUCCCAUGGCCUGUCCAAUGGGCAGCCAUUAGUCGGUCACCUCCAUCCAGAAGAACGCAAAAUCCACAAUGUUGAACGUGUGCUAUCUCAGCAACCUUACCCUGGUUACUCCCAGAAGGUGAUGGAGGUUACCUCACUGGAUGAGCUCCUGAAGCACAUCCACGAGGCAAGCUGCAGCAAGAACUCCCAGUUAAUGAGCCCGUCGGGUCUGAUGGCCUGCGCUGGUGGAGGUCAGCUAGCAUUCGCCAACCGCAUCCAACCUCAGAUUCCUGAGACAGAAUCAGCCCCCUACUAUAGCUCAUCCACGUUACCACGAGACAGCCUCACCCGACGCAUGGAUGUUCCUCCGGAAAUUCCCCCACACCACCAGUCCACCCUGGAGAGGAGGCACUCCUCCCAGAGGCACUCACUGAUUGCUGCCGCCACCAAGAUGCCCAACGGUGGCGGAGGAGGAGGAGGAAUGAUACCUCGCCAGCACAGCUUCAGCCAACGAAAUGGUGGGCCCCACCAGCCGCCUCCCCUCCUGGCACGGAUGAACUCGACAGGCAGCGCCUGCGAGGUUCACUACCCCCUCAUCCCCAAUGGGUACCUGACACGCCAGCACAGCUACAAUGGAGAGCAGCAGGAGGUCCAACACAGGGCCGCUAUCGUCCGUCGGGCCUCCUCUCUCAAACCCGAUGUCCCUCCCAAGCCCCUGUUCAUACCUGCCACGUCCCCCGUCAACCAACAGGGAAAGUUCAACUAUUGAGGAGGUACACUCCUGAACUAGAGAGGGAGUCUCCCUCUUUGUGUCUUCUUAAAGGAACUUCCUUUUGAAGAAAUGCAGUGGGUUCGAGGUUGCAGACCUUCACACGAGAACCAUCGUGUGGCAGCCAGUGUCACUGUUGAUGAAAGCCUCAACCAAACUUGUUUUUUCCCUCUUCUUUUUGUCCAACGAAUAUCUUUGUACCAUAUUGGUAUUGCUCAGCUACUUGCUUAUUAUAGAACCGCUGACUCGGGUGACGUGACGCCACCUCCUUAUAUUAGGCUGCCAAUGUCCUCAGUGUGGAUUUACAAUGCAACUUAGUUUUUGGACGUGUUGAUGUUGGAAGAACUUUGCACAUCAGUCAUCUUGAAGACUUUAAAAGCCGGAGGCUCCUGCAAUGCUUAGAUUCAUGCUUUUGCUUAACCUUUUCUGAUGUAGUGUUGGUAACCAGUCCCCACCCACCCCACCCUCGAAUGUGUUUAUAUUAUGCAUGUGUGUGUAUAUAUAUGUGUGUUUAUAUCCACACCGUAUAUGUAUACAUAUACAUAUGCAGUAUAUGUAACCUGUGGUGAAAAGUCAGCAAAUUCCCCUGAAAGUAGUUAUGUCUUUGCCUUACUAUACUCUUUCAUCUUUGGGCAUAUCAAACAAUCCCCCCCAACCCCCCAACCCCUAAGAAAGAUCUUAGGGACACCAAAUCAUGCACUUCAUUGAUACAUUGUCAGUUGGCUAAAAACACUGAACCAAAUUUGUUCGUGUUGAUAAGAGAAAGGAAAUACUUCGACAAAGCAGCUAAACUCGUCUAUUCUCUUUUCUUUUCCCGUCCCAGCAGAUGUCGGGUCAGAAGUGACGUAAUCGGGUCCAUUUAAGUCCGUCGAGAAUGUUUCUAUAAGAUUGGUGCUCCACACAUCUAGUGUGUCUAACAUCCUCUGAAAUGGAAACAAACAAAACUGAAUACUCUUGGACCUAAAGAGGACAAGUCAAAAAUGCCAUGCCAUCUGGCAAUAUGAGAAUGAACAUAAAACAUAGAACGGACUGCAGUUAUAAUAAUUAUUAACUUUGUGGCUAUUGGUUGUAAAUAAAGGAAUACUUACUAGCCAAAAUUUAACUGUAUGUGUAAAUGUGUGCCUUAUUUAAUAAUAGUGUGUGACAUGGGGGUAGGGGUUAAUGCAAGGGAAGAUGGCUACUAUGCUACAGUAUAUUUUAGGUGUUUCAUUUUCUAUGGUCGUCAGUAUGUGUCAUACAGUAUCUAUUGUAUAUUUGAAGAGUUUCAUUCCAGAAUGAGAUAUUUGUCACCUGUUCUGAUUACUGCAAGUAUGAUUGUAACGCUCACUAAUGAAUCAUAUGUUAUAUCUUGAGUAUAUUGAGCCCUUUUUCUUUCACAAAGUAAUAUUUUACAAAUUGUCAUCUGUUAUUUUGAAAAUUAUUAAACACCAGAUAUAUAGAUAUAUAUUGUUUGGAUGGAUACAGUGUUUUGGAAUGAAACCCUUCAUUUCUCUUUGUUUAGGUUUUUUUUUUUUUUUUAUCCCAGAAGUGUGAGCCUGCAGAUUUUAUUUUGGAAGAGCUUGGGAAAGCAAGUACACAGCCUGAGACUGCAGACAUUCAGGUUCGACUGCCUCCGUAUUAUGUCACUUUCCACUGGGUGUCACUUUUCCUAUAGGUGCCAUUGUUCACUUUUUGUUUUUUUUAUUUUAGCAGUAGCAUUAGCAUCACUUUGGGUUUCUAAAGGAGCAGCUCACAGUUCCUCUUAAGUUAUCUCCUACAGACCUGUAGCCAUUGUAGAAGUCUAUCGGAGAAGGUUGGUGGAUGGAGAAAAUAUGUGGCGUGUGGUCCAAAGCUUAAUGUUUAGAAAUGUAUUUUUUUUUUUAUUAUUCUGAGAGAAAAAAAACAUGUUACACUAAAUUGCUAAAAAAAAAAAAAUCAGAAAAUGGAUGAAGGGUGCCGUUAUGAAACUGGACUUCUACAAUGGUUACCGCUGUAGAUUUAGACUUGACCUGUGUCAACAGGUGUCAACAUCAACAAUGCAGGAAGCAAAUAAAUGGGAGUGGAGAUUUAGGAAAUAUGUGGAAACAUAGAAGUGCAAUGAACUCUGAUCCGACAAGCUGUGAUUGUUUCUUGGAUCGAUACAAUGGGGGAGCCGGUUCCCAGGUGGCCAUGCCGCCAAACAUCUGCUGAGGGUUUUCCUCAGGGAAGGUGAUGCCAGUUGGCUCUGCCUCGGAAUAAUCACGACUCCAAGAAUCUCCGAUCUUGUACUUUUCAGCAGAGUCACUUUGGCCACGGUUGACUGGAACCGUGAUCAAUUCUGUGAAAAACA
Messenger RNA from Sander lucioperca (pikeperch), 6137 nucleotides. RefSeq names its product sema domain, transmembrane domain (TM), and cytoplasmic domain, (semaphorin) 6E (gene sema6cb). Gene Ontology annotation, molecular function: chemorepellent activity; semaphorin receptor binding. Gene Ontology annotation, biological process: neural crest cell migration; negative regulation of axon extension involved in axon guidance; negative chemotaxis. The transcript is spliced from 21 exons. The record is from RefSeq and is a predicted model, not a curated record. Bases 572 to 3829 code for a protein of 1085 amino acids. Lineage: Eukaryota; Metazoa; Chordata; Actinopteri; Perciformes; Percidae.